Molecule: messenger RNA, 630 nt
Organism: Dracunculus medinensis (Guinea worm)
Lineage: Eukaryota; Metazoa; Nematoda; Chromadorea; Rhabditida; Dracunculidae
Source: the annotation of a GenBank genome assembly
UUGAAGGAACAAUACGCAAUUUUAAAAACAAGAAAUGAAGAACUAGAAGAAAGAAUUCUGAAUGUCGUUGAAAAGGUUGAAAGUGAUAAGCUAACUCUCUCCGAUGAAAUCGAUCAUUUAAUAACGAGGAUAUCUUCAGCGAAUAGCAAAAUUUUAAUGCUUGAAAGUGAAUGCGCUCGUUAUAAAAGAGAUUGCAUUCUUGCCGUUCAUUUGCUGCAUUGUCAGCCGUCGCAUUACAUUGCGAAGGAAAAAGCUCCAGAAGGAUUAUUUAGUGAUGAUUCAAAUGAAGCGAUGAAGGUUGUUAGUAGAGUAGCAACAUUUCCGCCAAUGGCAAUCUUUUUACCAGAUAAUAUAGAUGGCCAACCCGAAGAUCCAUCACCAUCUGCUUGCAGCCUUGGGCCUGAAUUUCAUGGAAAACUGAAAACUUCCGCUAGUUUUUCAUCAAAUUUUGUGGAUCAAAUAAAUGCGAAUGAGGAUUACAGCUGUGUUGAAGUUCGUCGCUGCGCGAAAUGUACGGAAAUCGUGACACAAAUGUCGCGCGAAACUCAAACUUCUUGUCCAUUACCACCACGUCCUGUAAUUAUUGAUAUUCCAGCAUGGUCAACAUCCGCAAGCCAUGAAAAUAUCUAA